Molecule: messenger RNA, 543 nt
Organism: Aplosporella prunicola CBS 121167
Lineage: Eukaryota; Fungi; Ascomycota; Dothideomycetes; Botryosphaeriales; Aplosporellaceae
Exons: 2
Coding region: 1-543 (180 amino acids)
Biological process (GO): acetoin biosynthetic process
Molecular function (GO): acetolactate decarboxylase activity
Source: RefSeq, a predicted model, not a curated record
AUGGUCAUCCCAAUACCCAACGAUAUAUUCCAGUACUCAGUCCCCUCCGCGCCGUUCUCAGGGCUGCAAGACGCAGGCCCCACCGCCAGCGCCCUCACCAACCACGGUACAUACGGCAUCGGGAUCUUCUGCCCCAACAGCAACGCCAAUGCCAACAGCGGUCAUGAAAACGCAGGAAACGACACGCUAAUCCUGCUCGACUCGACCGCUUACCGCGUCAGUGGUGGCGGUGGUAGUGGUGGCAAGAAAGGCGCUGUCUCAGUAGCGGCGCCCGAAGCAGGCCUCCCCUUCGCGAUGGUCACGCCGUUCGCACCCACCUGCCGCAGCGCUAUCAACGGGUUAAAUGGGAUCGAGGCGCUGGAAAACGAGUUCAAAGAGAUGCCGAACUCGUAUGUUUCGUUUCGGAUUAAGGCGAGGUUCGAGAGCGUGCUGCUGGAGCGGGACGACGGCGAGGUCGUGCGAGAUGUAGAGGGGACGAUUUUUGGGUUUGCGGUCCCGGUUUGGGCGGCGCCGGUUAGUGGGAAGGGCGACCCUGGUUUAUGA